AUGCACAUCGCAAUCCUCGACGCCGACAUCCCCGUUCCCAGUGUCUAUGCUUCCCGCGGCCUCUACAGCACCCAAUUCCGCACUCUCCUUCAAGCCGCUGCCUCCCGCCUCACCACGACAACCACAAACGCAGUCCCGGAGAUAAACACAUCCUCCUACGAUGUCGUCGGCGGUGUCCUCCCUGCAUUGAACCGAUUGCGCACUGCCCCUCUUGCCCAAGAAAAUGGAACCAAGAACGAGUGCGAAGAUGUCAUCGACGGAAUCCUGAUAACAGGCUCCUCGUACUCCGCAUGCGAUAAACACACGAAGCCCUGGAUAGCAGGGCUGGAGAAGUACAUACAAACAGUGUUUGAGAAAUUUCCCGAGGUUAAAAUCUUCGGAUCGUGCUUUGGUCAUCAGAUUAUUGCGCAGGCUUUACUCUCUCCUUCAUUGCUAGAGAAUGAUGGUGCGGGAUUCCACGUCGAGCAGUGUCCGUACGGGUAUGAAGUCGGGAUCGUACCGAUAACGCUGGAUAGCACGUUCAACGAGGCUUUUCCUCAUAUCGCCAAGAAUCUGAAAAAACGGGAGUUCAGAUUACAACUCGUCCACGGAGAUCGCGUCGUUCCUAUCCCCACCAACACACCAACUCCAGACCCCAAGCCUGAACAAAUAACCCUUCCAUCGCCAUGGCUCAACCUCGGGUAUACGUCUAAAUGCCCCGUCCAGGGACUCUACCACCCCGGCCGGGUAUUGACCUUCCAGGGACACUUUGAAUUCGACAGUUUCGUGAACCGGGAGACGUGCAUCGAGUUUGGGAGACGGUUUGGCUGGAAGGAGGAUGAUAUUGAUGGGUUUGUGAAGGGCAUUGAUGUUGCUGUUGCUAGGGAGGGAGGGGAUGGGGAUGAUGAUGAUUCGAGGAUUGCGGCGGAGGGGGUGGUGUUGUUUUUUGCUGGGUUGAGUUAG
This is a messenger RNA of Aspergillus chevalieri, 942 nucleotides long. Its product is annotated as type 1 glutamine amidotransferase. The record is from RefSeq and is a predicted model, not a curated record. Gene Ontology annotation, cellular component: nucleus; cytosol. The coding region runs from base 1 to 942 and encodes 313 amino acids. NCBI's taxonomy places the organism in Eukaryota, Fungi, Ascomycota, Eurotiomycetes, Eurotiales, Aspergillaceae. The transcript has a single exon.